AUGCCUCCAGUCUCUCUUCGACAUGCGGCUGUUCCUUCGCCAGCCCUUCUGCGCUUCCUAAGGGCUCAAUCCACUCUGUCGAGGCUGCCAACCGCCACCUCUUUUGCGCCGCCGCGCUGCGCCUCCGUUUCUCAUGCACGUCUCGACUCUUCGCUCGCCGCGACAAACAUCCACCAGCCCUCAGCGCGCCCGCUUCAAACAGCAAACUCCGCUCGUGCAUUCCACAAAGCGCUUUCUCGUCCGUCGACUGCGUCAUGCCCAACUUUCCUGUCGUCGGCGGAGCCGUUGUCCCUCGUACCCCGGAAAAAGCAAGCCGAUUGCUUCGCUCCGCAUCGCGCAUUCACGAAUACAUCUUCCGCCGAUUUCUUCUGGAAAAAGCAACAGCGCAAGUCUGGCGCUGGUCCUCUUCAGCCCAAUGACUUACCCCCCCGUCAUCCCGAAGCCUAUGCUCCGGAUGAACACGGCAAUCUGGGCCGGGUUCUACGCCCGAUCAACGAACCACGCAUUAGGUGCACCGAAUUCGAUGACAACGGAAACAUUACACUUGUGAACAGUGAAUUCAGGAAGAGCGAACUGAUUGCAAAGUACGGACUUCUUCCUCGAGACCUGCGAAAAAUCGAUUCCUCCACGCUCCCGCACAUCCUCGUCCGUCCGUCCGCGAUCCUGUUGAACCUCCUUCAUCUGCGCGUUCUGAUCAAGCACAACCGCGUGCUCGUAUUCGAUGCGUACGGAACUACCAAUUCGUACGCUCAAUCGCUGUUCAUGUACGAUCUGGAAGGACGCUUGAGGCAGAAAGACUUGCGUCAAAACGGCUCUCUGCCCUAUGAAUUCCGCGCUUUGGAAGCCGUUCUUCUUAGCGUGACAACUGGUCUGGAAAGCGAAUUUGAGGGCGUACGCGAGCCCGUUGUACGCGUCCUACGGGAAUUGGAGGAGGACAUCGACCGCGACAAGCUGCGAUACCUGCUCGUCUAUUCCAAAAAACUCGGUUCCUUCGAACAGCAGGCCCGUCUCGUGAGAGACGCUUUGGAAGAGCUCCUUGAGGCCGACGACGACCUUGCGUCUAUGUAUCUCACAGAAAAGGUAACCGGCGAGGAGCGCGGCGAGCACGACCACGCCGAAGUCGAACUGCUGCUGGAAUCGUACCACAAGAUCGCCGACGAGAUCGUACAAUCCGCCGAGAACCUGGUCUCGAACAUUCGCAACACCGAGGAAAUUGUCAAAGCCAUCCUCGACGCCAAUCGCAACUCUCUCAUGCUCCUGGACCUCAAAUUCUCCGUCUGGACCGUUGGCAUAGCCGCCGGCACCUUCGUUGCCGCCCUCUACGGCAUGAACUUGAAGAACUUCAUCGAAGAAUCCGACCUCGGCUUCUGGGGCGUCAGCGGCUGGUGCGCCAUCGCCACGCUCCUCACCAGCUACCUCGGCCUGGGCCGCCUGCGUCGCGUCCAGCGCGUCUCCAUGUGGGGCGAGCACGGCACCCGCCGCUCGUCCUGGCGCGAGCUCGGCCCGCAGGCGCUUCUCUCGUCGUCGUCGCCCAACACUCCUAUGCCCCCGAGGGUACCUCCCGUCGGCGCUGCCGCGGCGGGCGUGACAGCCUCGGGGUCGACGGCGUCGGCGGCGUUUGGCGCGGGCGAUGUCAAGAGGGUGGAAAAGCUGAAGAAGCUGAAGGAGAUGCAUGCGCAGCAGGCGCUGGGCGUGAAUGCGGAGUUGCAGGCGGCGAGGAGGUCGUCGUUGCAUAGGCAUGGUCAUGGGCAGCAGUCGUCGUCGAACGCGAACGCGAACGGCGUGGAGUCGACGGGGCCUGCGCCUUCUUCUUCCACUUGA
Messenger RNA from Diplodia corticola, 1821 nucleotides. Its product is annotated as magnesium ion transporter. Gene Ontology annotation, biological process: mitochondrial magnesium ion transmembrane transport. Gene Ontology annotation, cellular component: mitochondrial inner membrane. The transcript is spliced from 3 exons. The record is from RefSeq and is a predicted model, not a curated record. Gene Ontology annotation, molecular function: magnesium ion transmembrane transporter activity. The coding region runs from base 1 to 1821 and encodes 606 amino acids. Lineage: Eukaryota; Fungi; Ascomycota; Dothideomycetes; Botryosphaeriales; Botryosphaeriaceae.